AUGAAAGACUAUCAGGAAUUAAGCCAAGAAGCAAAUAAAGAAGAGCGAGAUUUUUUGCUGAAAGAAAUUAAAAAUUUAAUUGAACAAAAAGAACAGUUAAUUGAUAAAAUUAAAGAGCAGAUAAUUACCGAGGAAGGAACCGAGCAAAAUAUUGUUAUCGAAAUUCGUCCCGGCACAGGAGGCACUGAAGCCGGUCUUUUCGCCCGUGACCUUUAUCAAAUGUAUGAGGUAGAAAUGGUGGAAACCGAUGUUGACAAAGAAGGUAAUUUUAAGUUUGUCUCUUUUCUCAUAAAAGGAGAAAAUGUGUUUAAUUGGUUAAAAAACGAAGCAGGAGUUCACCGAGUUCAAAGGGUUCCUCGGACCGAAAGUAAAGGAAGAAUACAUACUUCCACUGCUAGCGUCGUAAUUUUGCCAGAAGUUCAGGAUGUAGUUUUAAAUAUUCGUAGCCAGGAUUUAAAAAUUGAGACUUAUAGUUCUGGUGGGCCGGGGGGGCAACAUGCUAAUAAGACCGCCUCCGCAGUGCGGGUUUUCCAUAUCCCAACCAAAAUAACAGCAACUUCCCAAGAUGGCCGCGAUCAAAGAAUUAAUCUCAAAAGAGCCAUGUCCGUUCUCAAAGCACGAAUUUUAGAGAAAUUACAAGCUGAAAAGGCAAAAGAAGUAGGUAAUUUGCGUUCCUCUGCAAUUGGCACGGCGGAAAGCAACCAAGAAGUCAAGGCAACCAAAAAAGUAGCCAGCAAAAAACUAAUCGUUAUUAAAUUUCUUUCUCCUCUCCAUCCACUUCGCAUCAUUUUACCAAAAAAAAAAUUUGCUUAUUAUCGCCAAAAAAUUCGUCGGACACCUCAAAAAGACCGUGAAAAGGCCCUGGAUAAAUAUCUGGUUCCGGUCUUUGCUCUGGUGCGGGAAAUUAUUAAGCGAAAAAUAGGGCUUUUGUUAUUCCCUACCCAAAUAUUUGGCGGAAUAGUGCUUCAUUAUGGCAAUAUCGCCCAAAUGAAUACGGGGGAAGGAAAAACUCUCACCGCCUUUUUGCCGAUUUGUCUCAAUGCUCUCCUGGGGCGAACGGUUUUUGUCAUUACAAAAAAACGACUAUAUAAUGAUUGCACGGUCAUUUACACUACCGGCAGCGAAUUAGGAUUUGACUACUUACGAAAUAAUUUAGUAACUAAUAUUGAAGCCAAAAAAAAGCAAGAUUAUUAUUAUGCAAUCGCCGAUGAAAUUGAUUCGCUUUUCAUUGAUGAAUGCACUAAUCCUCUCAUUAUUUCUCAGCGGGUUCAAGGAGAAAAUGUCAUUAAUCCAGCCGAAUAUCAAUUAGCCACCAAAUUAGCCAAUUCAUUGGUGGAAAAAAAAGAUUACAAGGCCAAGCACUUUUAUCACAAAGGUAUCGAAUAUAUUGUUGAUAGAGAGGAAGAAAAAUUGGUGUUGAUUGAUGCUUUGACUGGUCGUUUGGUGCCAAAUCGGGUUUACGGUUCCGGUAUUCACCAAGCCAUUGAAAGCAAAGAGAAUUUACCGGUCAGCAUCAAAAGCAAAACCAUUGCGACUAUCACCUACCAGAAUUUUUUUCGCCUCUUUGAUAAAUUGUCCGGCAUGACCGGAACUGCUGCCAGCGAAGCCGAGGAAUUUCGCCAAGUUUAUGGCAUGGAAGUGAUUGCUAUCCUACCUUAUCGAAAAUUAAUUCGCAAAGAUUAUAAUGAUUUAAUUUUCUGGGACAAAAAGAGUAAAUAUGACUAUAUCAUAAAAUUAAUCAAAAAGAAUCAGAAAACUUUUCGUCAACCAAUUUUGAUCGGUUCUCCAAGCGUGGAAGUAUCCGAGCACUUAUCCUCGCUAUUGAAAAAAGAAAAUAUUCCUCAUAAUUUACUUAACGCAGUCAAUCAUAAACAAGAAGCCGAAAUAAUUGCCAAAGCCGGGCAAAUUGGCACCAUUACCAUUUCCACUAAUAUGGCCGGACGGGGGACUGAUAUCAUCCUCGAUCUGGAAUUUCUCCUAUUUAACUUGAAAUUUGUGGCUGAUAAACUUGAUAAUGCUAAUACCAACGAGGCCAAACAACAUAAAGAAGACGCCAAAAAGAUUAGGAAAAAAAUUAAUGAAUUUUUGAGAGAAUUGAGAGGCAAAAAAUAUACGAAAAAGGUUAGAGAGAUAAUUGAUAAAUUCAUGAAAGGAUUAGGUGUGCUUGGAAUAGAACGAAAUACUACUCGCCGGGCUGAUAACCAGUUGCGGGGCCGGGCCGGUCGUCAAGGGGACCCUGGCGAGAGUCAAUUCUUUGUCUCUUUGGAGGAUGAAAUGUUAAAAAAUUUUGGGGUUAAAGAACAAGUAGGUAAACUUUUCAACCAAAAACAAUUAAAAGAACUUUUUCACCGCCCGUUAAGUGGAAAAGUAUUCAAUUAUCUCAUUUCUGAACCCCAAGAAACUUUACGGAAUUCGCAUGCUUCUAACCGCCAAUAUCACCUUAAUUACGACUUACUUAUUAAUCGGCAAAGACAAUUCAUUUAUAAUUACCGUGAUAAAUUAUUAAGUGCUCUGGAUCUAACCAAAAUAGUUAAAAAACGAGGGCAGAAAAAACCAGGGAAAAUGGUCCCUAUCGAACAAGAAUAUUUAAAAGCCCAAACAGACACCGGAAAAGAUAGCGUUUUCUUUUUAUGUAAACUUACGGAAGGGUUAGAUAUGGGCGGAUUGAUUGCUAACACAUUAGUGUUUGUUUUUCCUAAAAGUGAGAAAGAAAAAAUUAAUAAUUUGAGUGGUCUUUUGAAGAUUAACGAUUUAUUUUCUGAAACUGGAAAACCGUAUUUUUCUUUAGCCCAAGCGAAUACCAUUGCGAAAAAAAUGCCCCCUUCUUUUUUUGAUAAGGUUAAUUUAAUUUUAGAUUAUAAUUUCAAAAAAGGUGAUAAAGAAUUUAAGGUCAAAACUGAUUAUUUUGUUUCUCUCAAAACUUAUAAGGAAUUAGAAUUAAACCCUGAUUUUAAACAUAGUAAUGCGAAUGAUUUGUCUACUAUUACGGCAAUUAAAGACCGAAUAUUAGCCGACAUUAAAAAUAAACGGCAGGCUAAACAAGGAGGAAGUGGCCCCGGUCCUGGUAAUCCCGGCUCUCCUGGCACUCCGGGCGGACCAGGUGAUAUUCCUAACAAUGGAAAUGGUCCAACCACACCCACACCUGGCAAAGACAAAAAUGAUGCUCCUCCGCCCUCCGAGGAUGAGGUUGAAAAUAGAUUUAAUAAUGACCCAGCCAAGCAACAAAUAGAGAAUAAUCAGCAACUUACUGAGGAUGAAAAACAAGCGGCUUUAAAAUUACUCAAAACCCUAAUCUCUGCGGAGAUUUUAAUCGAAAAAGGACAAUUUAAUCAAUCAAUUUCCGAUGAAUUACUUGCAGAGAAAAAUAAGCAAUCUACUGCUUAUAAGACUCUUAACGAGCGAAUAGAUGGAGUUAUUGAAAGUUUAAAAAGCCUCAAGCAAACCUCUCAAAAUAACAACCAGCCAACCCAGAAUAAAGAUGAAUUUCCUUUCUGGAUUCUCCCGGUGGUAAUUUGCUUGUCAGUGAUAUUAAUUGGAACAAUAUCCUUUACUUCCCCAAAUUUGUCCGAGGAAGAAGUAAUUCAGGCCAUUAGCGAGGGGAUAUUGUUUGGGACUUACCAGCCAAUAAAUUUCAAGGAAAAGAUAGAGCCAAAAAAAAGCGGUGAUUAUUAUUUGAUAACGAAAAAUAAAAAAGCCGCUGAAAUAUUGACUAAAACACAAAUAAAAUUAACGGCUGUCAAUUUUGCCCGCGAUUUGCAAGACGCUCCGCCGAACAAAUUACACGCUAAGGAAUUUGCCAACCAGAUUAAGGAAAAAUUCAGCAAACUUAAAAAUAUUGAAGUAGAGAUACUAGAAAAAAAGCAAAUCAUCAAAAAUAAAAUGGGUUUAUUAUUGGCCGUUAAUGCUGGCAGUCAUCACGAACCACAGGUAGUAAUUUUACGCUAUUUUGGCGAUAAAAAAAACAAAAAUGUUCUAGGAUUGGUAGGAAAAGGAAUAACUUUUGAUAGUGGUGGUUAUAAUUUAAAACUUUCACAAUAUUUGCAAUGUAUGAAAUUUGACAUGUCCGGAGCCGCCGUUGUAUGUGCUUCUUUUCUGGCUUUGGCUCAAAAUAAGCCGAAAAUAAAUGUGAUAGCGGUGGCUUGCUUGACCGAAAAUGCGAUUGGAGGCCACGCCACCCUCACCGAGUCGGUUAUAACCUCAAUGAGCGGAAAAACGGUGGAAAUUAAUAAUACGGACGCCGAGGGGCGUUUGGUUCUGGCUGACGGAAUUACUUAUGCCAUUCAAAAAGAAAAGGCCAAUAAAAUUAUCACAGUCGCUACCCUUACUGGGGCCGUAGUGGCAGCAUUAGGGGAAAAUUUGACCGGUGUCUUGACUAAUAACCGAAAAUUUUAUCAAUUACCAAUCACUCUAGAAAAUACCAAAUUCUUAAAAGAAAACACUACCAUUGCUGACAUCAGCAAUAUUAGCAGCAGCCGCUACAUGGGGGCUUCCAACGGAGCUGCUUUUUUACAAGAAUUUGUAGAAAAAAUGCCCUUUAUUCAUUGCGACAUUGCCGGAACGGCCUGA
Molecule: messenger RNA, 4566 nt
Organism: Racocetra fulgida
Lineage: Eukaryota; Fungi; Glomeromycota; Glomeromycetes; Diversisporales; Gigasporaceae
Source: the annotation of a GenBank genome assembly